This is a messenger RNA of Cuscuta epithymum, 5554 nucleotides long. The record is from the annotation of a GenBank genome assembly. NCBI's taxonomy places the organism in Eukaryota, Viridiplantae, Streptophyta, Magnoliopsida, Solanales, Convolvulaceae.
AAGAAAACCAAAUAGAGUGGUAUAAAAACAUACUGCUAGGGUUUGGAAUCGAUUUUGCCAUGGCCGAUGGGGAAGUAACUGUACCGAAGGUGGAUAAACCCUUGCUCGAGGAGGCGAACGGGGGUGUUAACCUCACUGAAACGGAACCAUACGUUUCCCAUCCGGAACCGAAUGUGCUCAACGAAGCCGGUACCGGGCUUCCAAGAACCUUUGAUGCAUUGUCUCCGGAGACCAACAUGGAAAUGGAGACGGGACAUAGAGAGGAGUCUAUCGCUGAUACGGUUGAUUUGAGAAUUGAGGAAGGGACUGGAGAGGAGGCUGUAUUUGGUAUGGUUAAUCCUCCCAUGGAGGUGGGAGUUGGAGAUGAAGGCGCUGCCGAAAUGUUUAGCUCUCGUAAUGAGGGGAGAGAGGAAGAGGUGUGGGCGAAAGAGGAGACUGUUCUUAAUAGCAAUGAUGAUACGCAUAAAGAGGCCGUGGUAGAGGCAGCUCCGGUUGUGACAUCAGAAUCUAAGUCUCACGUGCAGACUGAAGUAAGUGCCCUUGAGCAUCUGGAACCAGAAAGUGGAUGCGAGACCAUUGUUACUACGGGCCAGUCACUUAAUGAAAUUGUGCCACACCCGGCUCCAGUUUUAGAACCAGACAUUGAACAUGCGUUGGAUAUUGAGGUUGGAGCAGCCACUGUUUUUGCUUCUUCUGACAAUUUUCAGCUUGAUGGUGAUAAUUCUGAGGCAGUGGAUUUAAUGGUUACAGAUAUUCCAACCAGUGAAGCUAAUAGAGACUUGGAGACAGAUGGAAACACCACAACAAAGACUGGAGAUGAUGUAGAUGCUUCAUUUCCAGCUGUGGAAGCUACUAGAGAAUCAGGAACCGAUGGGGAAAGCGAAAGGAAGGUCGAAGUUGAAGGGGCUGCUUCAUUUCAACCCAUGGAAGCUGAUAAAGAAAUGGAAACAAGUGGAAAUGAGACAACAAUAGACAAAGAAGAUGAACCUGAUCCAUUUCCGACUGCGGUAGCUAGUAGAGAAAUGGAAACAGAUCUAGAAGAUGCAACAAAGUACAAAGAAGAUGAAGCUGCUUCAACUCCAAGUGAGGAUGCUAGUAGAGAGGAAACAGAUGGAGAGGAGGCUACAAAGGCUGAAGAAGACGAAGUUGCCUCAAUUCCAAUUGUGGAAGCUAGUAGACAAUUGGGAACAGAUGGAGAGGAGGAUAUGAAGGACGAAGAAGACGAAGUUGCCUCAAUUCCAACUGUGGAAGCUAGUAGAGAAUUGGAAACAGAUGGAGAGGAUGAUAUGAAGGCCGAGGAAGAUGGAGCUGCCUCCAUUCCAACUGUGGAAGUUGGUAGACAAUUGGAAACAGAUGAAAAGUACACAACAAAAGCUGAUGAUGGUGAAGAUGACUCAGUUCCAACUGGGGAAGCCAGUAGAGAAUGGAAAACAGAUGGAGAUGAUGUAAUGGAGGCUGAGGACAGGGAUAUUCCUUCUGCUCAAACAUGCGAGGAUUCACAAGAAGACCCUCAAUCUGGAGAAAACGAGGUGACUAUGGCUGAAGAGACUACUAUUGCAGAUACUGAAGUUGAGACUGAAACUGAUGUUGCAGACUCAGGUAAAGCGUCUGUAGGUAAGCGGAAAAAGGGGAAGAAUUCUAAGAGCCCUUCUACUCCUAAGACAACCUCACGAACUCCAGCAAAAAAAGUGACAGAAGAAGAUGUUUGCUUCAUUUGCUUUGAUGGCGGAGAUCUCGUACUUUGUGACCGCAGGGGUUGCCCAAAAGCAUAUCAUCCAUCUUGUGUUAAUCGUGAUGAAGCAUUUUUUCGGGCAAAGGGCCGUUGGAAUUGUGGUUGGCAUCUAUGUAGCAUUUGUGAGAAGAAUGCACAGUACAUGUGUUAUACAUGCACCUACUCUUUAUGCAAGGGGUGCAUCAAAAGUGCUGUUAUAUUAUGUAUUAGAGGAAACAAAGGCUUUUGUGAAAACUGUAUGAGAACAGUCAGGCUUAUCGAAAGCAAGCAGCAACAAGGAGACAAAGAAGAUUCUCUUGUAGAUUUCGAUGACAAGAGUAGUUGGGAGUAUCUCUUCAAGGACUACUAUAUGGACUUGAAAGAGAGACUGUCCUUAUCUUUGGAAGAAAUUGCGGAGGCCAAAAGUCCAUGGAAAGGAUCUGACGUGUCUGGAAAUAGACAAGAGCAGAAUGAACAACAGCAUGACCAUAAUGAAGACGGAGAUUCUGGUUCUGAAAGUUCUGGUGAGAAGGUUGACGCCAAUAGAUUAAAAAGAAGAAAGAUCAACAAAAAACAAAAGUCCCUUUCAAAAGAAGAUGAUAUGACCAGUUCGCCUGUAAUUGCUGGAAGUGUAGGCACAUCUACACCUAGCAACAGUGAGUGGGGAUCAAAAGAGCUGAUUGAUUUCGUUAAGCACAUGAGAAAUGGUGACACCACAGCAGUUUCUCAAUUUGAUGUGCAGAGGUUGUUGCUCAUGUAUAUAAAAAGAAACAAACUUCGAACUCCAAAUAAGAUGAGUCAAAUAAUGUGUGAUUCAAGACUCCAAAGACUAUUUGGAAAACCACGCGUUAUGCAUUUUGAAAUGUUAAAAUUAUUGGAGUCUCACUUUCUUCUAAAGGAGGAUUCUCAUACUGAUGAUGCCCAUGGUACUGUUGUUGAUACCGAGAUGGAGGCAGAUGAAUAUCAAGACACACCUGUGAAGGAAGUCAAAGACAGGAAACACAAGCGCAAAAAGGGCCAUAAUCGAGGACCACAAUCGAAUCUCGAUGAUUAUGCAGCUAUUGACAUGCAUAACAUUGGCCUGAUAUAUGCUCGGAGGAAAUUAAUGGAGGACCUGCUUGAAGAUGAGGAAAAGUUUCAGGACAAAGUUGUUGGUACCUUUGUGAGAAUAAGGAUCUCGGGUAACAACCAAAAGCAAGAUCUGUACAGACUUGUUCAAGUCAUAGGUCUGAGCAGAACUUCUGAUCCAUAUAAGGUCGGCAAGAGAACAACUGAUAUCAUGCUUGAGAUCUUAAAUUUGAACAAGACAGAGCUCAUAUCCAUUGAUACAAUCUCAAAUCAAGACUUCACUGAGGAUGAAUGCAACCGUUUACGACAAAGCAUGAAAUGCGGACUUGUUAAGAGGCCCACAGUGGGUGUGAUUCUUGACAAGGCCAUGGAAGUGCAUGAAGCAAGAGUUAGUGAUUGGUUGGAAUCAGAGGUCCUGCGUAUAACAAAUCUUCGAGAUCGCGCAAGCGAAAAGGGGCGCCGUAAAGAACUUAGAGAAUGCGUGGAAAAAUUAGCACUUUUGAAAACACCUGAGGAGCGUCAACGGAGACUGGAUGAUAUUCCGCAAAUUCACGACGAUCCAAAAAUGGAUCCAAGUUAUGAGUCUGAAGAUGAUGACAACAUUGUUACUGAUGACUAUAGACGAGAUAGUUAUACCAGGUCAAGAGAUUCAAGCUUUAACUGGAGAGGGAGAGAUCCAAUUUCUCCUCGAAGCAACUUUUCUCCCAAAGAUCCAUACAUCAGUGUUGGUAGUAAAAUGCAAUCUAAAAAUUGGGAACCAGAUAGAUAUUCGUCUAGUAAAAAUACAUUGGCCAAGGGUGCAGAUGCUACACAUGCAAGUGAAAUAAUCAAUGAAAAUUCAUUAGGUCUAGGAAGAGGAGAUAGAGACCAACUUGAUUAUAUAAAUAUGGAAAAGGGGAAUUCUACAACUACUAUUUCAAGAUCUGCAAUGACUUCUGGUGGUGUAGUACCAAUGUCUUCUUCUCCUGUUACUCCCACAACAAAGGCCACAGAUAAUGGUGGUGGGGCCAAAAUCAAUGAAACUGAAAAAAUAUGGCAUUACCAGGACCCUUCUGGGAAAAAUCAAGGACCUUUUUCUAUUGUCCAGCUUCGGAAAUGGAACAACACUGGAUACUUCCCGGCAGAUCUGAGAAUAUGGAAAUCAACAGAAAAGCAAGAAGAAUCUAUCCUUCUAACUGAUGCAUUGGCCGGAAGGUUCCAGAAAGUGACUGAAAAUAAAAUUUUGGCAGGUGUUGUACUGCAAAAACAUGAAGGAGAAAGAUCAAAUCUUGACCAGACCCUUGUGUCUCCAAAUGCUCCCAGUGGUUUGGUUCCGGCUGGAGUUAGCGGUGAAAUGUGGGGUGGUAAUGACUCGUUCAACCUUCCUUCUCCCACUCCUAAACAAACUAAUAAUGCACUUCCAUCUCCAACUUCAUUUCCUGGUGAAAAUCACAUCUCCGAGCCGUCUCGUUUGGUGUUGCCAGCUGGCGUUCCUCCUCUUUUGGCUUCAUCUGUGAGUGCUGGUGUACAGCCAUUAAUGAACUCUGAAAACGCUUUGACACAUUCCAGUACCGGCUUUAGCCCUAUGACAAACACUGCAAUAAGUGAACCGCCAGCUACCAUGAUGAUGGUCCACAAUCAACAUGCAGCCCAAGACCCAAAUCCGCAUCUGGUUCAGAACCCAAACGUAGAUGCUAAUGUUUUAUGUACUGUCCCUACAACACCUGGGCAACCUCAGGGUGGGUAUGGUAACUGGGGUGGUGGUAUUAUGCCUGCUGUUCCAAACCUUGCUUCUACGUUCUCGAAUACAGGUGGUGUUCCAGCUUUGCCCCAACCUGAGUAUUGGAUGGGUCAAACUCAGGGUAGUCAACCUAAUAUUCAACCCCAACCCAUGCCUAAUUUACAAUGGAUGCCACAAAAUGGUCCUGCUGCAGUAUGGGGAACAAUGCCGCAGGGUAACCCAAACAUGGGUUGGGUUGGGCCUGCACCAGCUAUGAAUAUGAAUUGGGGAGCCCCUGUUCAAGCAAUGGCCGCACCCAAUGUGAAUCCAGGUUGGGUAAUGCCUACUGGACCGUUUCAGGUGAAUAUGAAUCCCGGGUGGGUCCCACAACCAAUGGCCGGUAAUCCCAGUGUUCCAGCCAUGGCUCCCCCUAAUGCAAAUCCGGGUUGGGCUACCCCAACUGCUUCAGGUCCUAGAGACAAUUGCCCUCAGGGUGGAGAUAAUACUACUGGCUUCAAUGAUGGAAGGUCUUGGAAUAAUAGACAGGCAUCAGGUGGUGGUCCACCUAGAGGAGGGUUUAAUAAACGUCAAAUGCUAUGCCCCUACAAUACAGAUAGACGGUGUAGGAAAGGGUCUCGGUGUGAUUAUCGUCAUGCCUAGUCAGAAAAAUUCCCAUAGUAUCUUAUUUCUUUGGUGGAUAAUAGAUGGAUUAUGUACAGUAUUUUUUUUUUUUAUUUUAUGUUUUCAAUACCAUAGGCCAUUUUGAGCUUUGAAGAUGUAAACGCUGAGCACAUUAGGGUACAACUUUUUUUGUGCGCCAUUUGUUUCCCGCUUCAACAUUAGUACCAGCAAUAUGCUGUUUUUUGGUUGAUUUGUUUGUAGGAGCGCACUGGGUAACUGGUGGAGCAAAGUGUAGGUUCAGAAAUCAGAACUCUUAGGAGGUCCAGCUAGGAAUAGCCUUCAUUCAUUGCGUAUUCAUAGUCUCUCGUACUUUGUUUUUAAAAUUUUAAAAUAUCAUUAAUAAGCUAUUACUGUCAUGUUUGAAUAUACAAGUGCUUAAAAAUUUUUUUUGCCAA